UCAGGCGUAAAUAUAUUGCAAAGAGGUUGGAACAGCGCAUGUUUGAUUUAUUUUAUUUUUAGCGCCGUCUACAAAUUAUUCGUAUAAGCAGUUCAACUUUCAAACAUGACAGCUUCCACUGUAGGAGUAGUUGUUCCUCGCAACUUCAGACUUUUAGAAGAGCUGGAAGAAGGUCAGAAGGGUGUUGGAGAUGGAACAAUAAGUUGGGGCCUAGAAGAUGACACCGACAUGUCUCUUACGCACUGGACUGGAAUGAUCAUUGGUCCACCAAGAACACCAUAUGAAAAUCGGCUUUACAGCUUAAAGUUAAUCUGUGGAUCCAGUUACCCUGAAGAACCACCUGUCUGUAGAUUCCUCACCAAAAUCAGGAUGGCAGGUGUCAGUGAUACGAAUGGGUUGGUUGAAAAAAGAAAGUUACCUGUGCUAAAUCAAUGGCAAAAAACAUAUAGUAUAAAGACUGUACUACAAGAUCUUCGUAGAGCCAUGACUUUAAGGGACAACCAGAGAUUGUCUCAGCCACCAGAAGCGUCAACAUUUUAGUGUGAAUAUAAAGAGUCAUUAUGUUAUAGUUCAAAUUAACGUACCUUCCUGUAAGUUUCCAAUUCUUUGAGCUUUGAAGUAAAGUUUGCCUGUCAUGUAUUAUGUAACAAUGGCACCAAACUUCCAAGUCUUUCUGGAUACAGUUGUUCAUUUAUCAGUUGCGGGUAUCUGUUAUUUAGACAUUAUAACUUAAGCAUUCAGUAUCGCGUCAAAGUUACAGCAUAAAGAGAGGUAUUUAACAUAAGUAUACAUAGUUAAUGUGAAAUUAUAACCAUGUUGUUAUAACUAUUUUUACAAAAUAACUUAGAAGCCAACGUGUAUUGAACAGGAAAGGUCUUUUUUUUUUUGUCUUUAUCAUUUUCUUGCUGCUGUUUCAAAAUGGUUUUAAAUAUUCUGGAACUACAUGAAGCUUUAAUAUUUGUUGUUGAAAUUUCUAAAGUGGAAAAGUUUUGUAUUAUAACAUAAUAAAGUGGAUACAUUUGCUUUAGGUGAACAUGGGGGUCAAAGUAAAUCUCCUAUUAAAAGCUGGAGGAAUUGGGGACUGAAUUCAGUGUUAUAUUUUUUUUGUUAGUUUAAGGUUCUACGGUCGUUGAUUCGACACUGUGUAUUUGUUAUAAUAACUAUUCCCACACUUAUUGCUUGACUAGGAAAAAAUAUUUGGAUAACUUGGAGAAAACUGACACCUCCAGAUACUGACCAUUAGUCUUUAACUUGGAUACAUGAUAAGUAUUAAUAUAAUUUAUCAUAUUUUUCACCCAAAUGAUUGUUAUUGAACACUAAUAUUAAUAUUUCAUUUAUUUGGAAGACUUGCUGUGUAAUUAAUAUAAUAUUUUGUGAAAUAGCU
This is a messenger RNA of Limulus polyphemus (Atlantic horseshoe crab), 1384 nucleotides long. Its product is annotated as ubiquitin-conjugating enzyme E2 variant 2-like. Gene Ontology annotation, cellular component: nucleus. Bases 106 to 540 code for a protein of 144 amino acids. The record is from RefSeq and is a predicted model, not a curated record. NCBI's taxonomy places the organism in Eukaryota, Metazoa, Arthropoda, Merostomata, Xiphosura, Limulidae. The transcript is spliced from 4 exons. Gene Ontology annotation, biological process: protein K63-linked ubiquitination; DNA damage tolerance.